Paramecium sonneborni is the source of this 763-nucleotide messenger RNA. Lineage: Eukaryota; Ciliophora; Oligohymenophorea; Peniculida; Parameciidae. The record is from the annotation of a GenBank genome assembly.
AUUUUAUUUAUAAUGAAAGGUUUCCAUAUGCUUAAAUACACUUUACCAGGUGAGUAACCAAUAAGUUUAAUAUUAUCAGAAAAAGAUAGAGGAAAAUUAUAUCUUGGGAAUUUAGAUUGUCUGCAUAAUUAAUAAAUUUUAGAAAUUAAUAACGUAAAUUGUGUAUUGUCAAUAUGUACUGAAGAAAGUAAUAAGUAUUAAUAGUUAGAAAUCAUGGUUGGUCCAAAGUAUAAAUAAAUGUAUUUGGAAAUUCAUGACAAUAUGAAUUCUCAAAUAAGUAGUGUUUUUGAAAGAUCUUUCAUAUUUAUUGAAAAUGCUUUAAAAUCUUAAUAAAAUGUUCUAGUUCAUUGUGCAGCAGGGAUCUCAAGAUCAGCAACUUUAGUAUUGGCUUACCUUAUGAAAAGUUUUCAAUAUACUUUAGAACAAGCUCUAAGAUAUCUAAAAUAAAAGAGACCAUAUGUUCGACCAAAUCCAGGAUUCCUACUUUAGUUAUUAGAUUAUGAAACGUAAUUCAAUUAAUGAGUUUAGAAUGCUUCAUGGAUAUAUUUCAAGUAAAUUAGGACCAGAACUAACACCUUUUGAUAUUUAGAGAGAUCCUCAAUAUAAACCAUAACCUAAAGUAGAAUUAAGGAAAAGUCUACCUUUGAAAUAAAUUCCUGGUCCAUCUCCAGUGAGAAGAGUAGAAAGGAAAACACAUACAGAAAUAUUAACAAGAGUUUCUUAAUCAAUAUCUACAUUCUAGCCAAAAGCCUUUAAAUCAUGA